AAAUCCCGACUCGGUCUGCCUUUAACGCGCAAGAGGCUCCCUUCGCCUGUAGUUGCUGCUGCUCCCGGCGGCGUCGACGAAGGAGGGGUGGGGCGGGGCGGGGGCGCCCGUGCCUGGCCGAAGAAGAGACGGGCACCUGGAGGUUUGUUGUGGAAAACUUGGUUACCUGGCCAGUGGAUGCUGCUGCCGCCACCGCCGCGGCAGAAGGAACUUUGCUUGCGGGCAAUUUAAAAAAAAAAAAGCCGGGUCCGCCACAGCUGGGGACGCCCGUCAGAAACAGCCCCGUGGCAGAAGAUUUGGGAUUUGGACGCCCCGUUGCCUCGAGGGGGGGCUUCGCCAAAAUCCGGGAAAACGUGGGCGACUCCGUCAGCGGCCCGCUCCAGAUCCGGAGCGAGGCAUCCGAAGAGGGCCAUGGCUUAAGGCAACUAAACUGCACAUCAGAGGAAAUCACUGAAACAUCAUUGGAUCUUCACAAAUAUUGGCAUAAUGCACUAUGGAAAAGUUAUUGACUGCUGAUCGAUGUCUUCAAUAUCUGGGGAUUUUGACAGCAUAUCUUUAGGAGACGAAUCCUUUGGCAAUGAAUGUCAGAGCAUGUUCUAUGAGCCACCGGACAACAUACACUCCUCACAGGCCUGGGAUGGUAAAUGCGCAGCAGAAUCCAUCUAUUAAACUGCAUAUAGAAGCUCCUUCUGCUUCUUCUAAUAGCACCCCAGGUCCUGCUAUUGGAAACCUAUCGACCGCCUCAUAUUUAAAGACAUCUCUUGGAGGAGGUGUGGCUCAUCAGAGCAAUGCCAUUAACUGUAAUAUUAACUUUCCUGCUUUAAGUCCGAAGAGACAAAUGGUUACAAAUGGAAAGUCUUUAUUCCAUGUCCCACAGCAACCAGGGGUAACAACUCCACAGUUUUUGAAGCCAAAGGAGCAAGAAUUUGGAAAUAAAUUUACUGCAAGCACGGUAAAAGGAGCAUUUGUCUGUGGAUCUCAGUGCAAGUCCAUUGGAAAAAACAGCUGCAACAAUUUGAUAAUCACCAGCAGCCCAAUGGUGGUUCAGAGACUGGGACCUCUAUCUCCUUCGACUCAGCAGGUCUCAACAGCAUGCAGCCAAAUCAGCCCUAGUUUACAGAGGGCUAUGACUAUGUCAAAUCCAGAUAUACCAUCCGAUACAAGAUCCCUCAUAUCACGGGAAUCUUUGGCGUCCACAACUUUGAGCCUUUCUGAAAGCCAGUCAAUACAGAGUGUCAAACAAGAGUGGUUUCAUGGUUAUAGAAUUUAUCCUUCUCUUCCCUCCAACUCGAGUUCACAAAACAGCAGUCAAUUCAGUGAUGUCACAAAUGCUACAUCUGGUAUAUCCAUGUCCAACAACUUUUCUACUUCAUUGCCAUCUUACUUGCUCAGCAUGGAAAACAACCAUCCCCCUUAUUCUAGCCCUCACCAUUCCUCAGCCAGAUCCCAUUCUGCGAAAAAGAGAGCACUAUCUCUGUCCCCUUUGUCUGAUGGCAUUGGGAUUGACUUCAAUACGAUCAUCCGCACCUCCCCUACCUCCCUAGUUGCAUAUAUAAAUGGCUCAAGAACAUCUCCAUGCAACAUCUCUCCUCAACCUGAAGUUUAUGGGCAUUUCUUAGGAAUAAAGGGAAGCUGCAUUCCCCAGACUUGCUCUAUACCAAAUCCUCAAAAAAGGCUUCUUAUGGCUAAUUGCAAUGCUAUCCCUCCAGAUUACAGUGAAAAUGGAAAUGGCGAAUACCAACGCAUGCAACAGUUGGAGCAAAGCAAUCUACAGCCGUUGAUCACAAAUAAUAUGAUGGUUCAACAAGGUACAUGUCUAGGAGAGAGCCAGCCUAUGGGCCUUGGGAAGGGCGGACAGGGGGAUAUUUUUUCUGGAAAUGCAAAUAGCGUUCCCUCUGCUGCUUCACUGGCUCCCCACAUGCUUCCUCCUCCCCCUGGUCCACCACCUCCCUAUCACGCACAUCAGCAUGCACUCAUCAACCAUCCCCGUCCACUUUCCUUGCCUGCAUCUAUCCAGAAGUGUUUUUUAGAUGAAGAUAGUGAACUUGAUGAUUUCAGUGGCAAGCACUGCUGUCGUUGGAUAGACUGCAGUGCUACCUACGAUCAGCAAGAAGAACUGGUACGACAUAUAGAAAAAAUUCACAUUGACCAGAGGAAAGGGGAAGAUUUCACUUGUUUCUGGGCUGGGUGCCCUCGAAGAUACAAACCAUUUAAUGCCCGUUACAAAUUGCUUAUCCAUAUGAGAGUACAUUCGGGGGAGAAGCCAAACAAAUGUACGUUCGAAGGCUGCAAGAAGGCCUUUUCUAGACUAGAAAAUCUGAAGAUUCACUUAAGGAGCCACACUGGAGAAAAACCUUACCUUUGCCAGCAUCAAGGCUGUCAUAAAGCAUUCAGUAAUUCCAGCGACCGAGCCAAGCACCAGAGGACGCACCUGGACACUAAACCUUAUGCUUGUCAGAUUCCUGGCUGUACCAAACGAUACACAGAUCCAAGUUCUCUAAGAAAACAUGUAAAAGCCCAUUCUUCUAAAGAUUUGCAGGCCAGAAAAAAGUUGCGUGCCUCUACAGAACUUGACCAAGACAUUCUCAAUGACUGCCUGAGUAUCCAGCCUAUUCAGGUCCCUUCAUCUCCCCAUGAUGUUUCUACCAGCACUGUCCAACAAUCACCGGGAAAUGUCCAUGACCUUUACCCAGCUACCAUGUUCUCCAGCACCCAUUCAAAUCAAAGUGGAACUGCUGUGGGCAAUGAACCCCCCUCGCAUGCUGUGAGCCUCUCUUCACCAAGGCCCAGUAUUCACAAGAGCCCUCACAACCCAUCAACUGCAGAUCCGGGAACAGAGAGCCCUGGGAGAAUUCUUCCUCCCCCUCCUUUCAUGCAGAAAAGAACAUCACAGCCUUCAGCCACCCAGCAAUUUGGCGAAGUGCAUUUGAAGACAAAUGGUUCACUGAGCAAUCCUUCUUUCCAGCCAAACAGCAUCCAAAUCCAAGGUGUUUAUGGGCAACUACAGACUUUCUGCUCCCCUCAUUAUACUGACAAUCAGAGAAAUAUACAACACAUUGGAGCUUGUAACAUGGUCCCUCCUUUUGAAGAUUGUUUGGUACCGACAUCUAUGGGUCAGACGGGUUUUGAUGUUUUCCAUAAAGCAUUUUCAGCACAUUCUGGUAUUACAGUUUAUGAUUUUCCAAUGGCCUUUGGUGAUUCAUUGCGCAGUGGGAUGGAAGAUGCAAGUUUCCUCCAUAUAAAUGCUGUGGAUCGUUGUCCUAGUCAAUUGUCUUCACUUUAUAUGGAAGGCUGAGGAAGCACAGACUACAGCUCUGCAUAUCAUCUCAACCAUUUAGCCUAUUAUAGAUCAUCUUCUGUUGGUCUAUGAAACUACUUGCUCAAGAAAUAAAGAAAACAUCACCAGAAAGAUCCCAACUUAACAGCUGCAGCUAAUAUAAGGUGUUGCAAGAUGUUGGGUGACAUGUAUUUGCCAAAUGUGAGCAAUUGCUUUUAAUUUGGCCUUUUCUGCUGCAUAACUGUUUCCAAGAGAGAAUGAUUACUGCACUGCUUAAUAUAUUUUUCAAUGAAUUGUUGGAAUUUUUAAAACUCUCUUGGAGGAAUUCUAAAAAUGGUCAACAACAAUAAACUUCUCACAAAAGCAGAUUUCUAAAAUAAAAAUCCUGUCUUGCAGUGCUUUGAAAUCUAAGCAUGUAAUCUUACAGGAUGGAGGGUGAAAAGGGAAUGUAUUUUUUGUGAUAUGAUGUUGGUGACAAUAAUACAAUUUGAGCUUCUUUUCAGCAUCCAGUAUUAACCGUUAGCUUAAAGAGGUAUGCUGGUGAUUUUUUUUAGCCAUGCUCACCUGAAGACAAUUUAUUCUACUGGAUUUAUGCAUUAUAAUUUAAUGUUUAUGUUUUAUGUGAUGAAUUCUCCAUAGAAAAUUUUAAAACGCAGAUAUACAGAUUUAGAAUAGAGAUUCUCCAUUAAUGCUAGCAAAUAAUUAAUGACAUUUUGAUAACUUUUACAAUGUUUGAUAUCAGUGGUGGGUUUCAAAAUUUUUUACCCCCGGUUCUGUGGGUGUGGCUUGGUUGGCGUGGGAGGGGAAGGAUACUGUAAAAUCUCCAUUCCUACCCCAAUCCAGGAGAAGAUUACUGCAAAAUCCCUAUAUCCUCCUGAUCAGCUGGGACUUGGGAGGCAGAGAAUAGAUGGGGGCAGGGCCAGUCAGAAUUUUUUCUACCGGUUCUCCGAACUACUCAAAAUUUCUGCUACUGGUUCUCCAGAAGUAGUCAGAACCUGCUGAAACCCACCUCUGUUUGAUAUGCAUGUGAGAAAGAUAAGAGCAGUGAUCUGAAUUAGUAGUGUGUUGCAGGGAGAGGAAAGCCAAUUCUCCCCUAUCAGUCUUCUCACUAAACUGAAUUUAUCUUUCCUAUCUGCUAUACUAAUUGGAGCACUCAAAUGGAGAACCAAAUACAGGAACAGAAAUUGGGAGGAAACUGAGGAUUUCCACUGAAGAAGAAGAAGAAAAGAAUUAAAUAUCUUCUCCCAAAUUUGAAGUUCUGAUCAAAAACGUAUCAGCCUCGCAUGUCAUUUCAGAUCUUUGAGGUCACACAUGUUACAUUCAGAAUUUUUGUACAUCUGUGAGACAUAUUUUGUACUUUAUUCAUCAUGUAUUUUAAAAGUUUAUUUUUCCAACAUUAAUAUUGCACAUACUGUAUGCUAGUAUAUAAAUCUGAUGGGUUUUUUCCUAUGGUACUUUCUGUCCUCUUUUUGCUAAAAACAGUUAGCACAUCAGGUAUUAACUCCAUUGAGAAGGCUUUUGUGUUGUUUUUGAAUGGUUAUAAAUAUGUUUGGAAAGUAAAAUGUGGAUUUGCCUUUCAAGGUAUGGUCUUUGUCAUAGCUACAGAGACAUAUAAUUCAAACAGCAGCCUUCUUUGUUCAUUGUUUACUUGUGGCUUGUUUAGUCAUAUUGUGGCCAACUCAUUUGAAAAAUUUCUCACUGUGCCUGGUCUUCGGUAAUGACCUGUUAUUGCUAAAGAAAAAAAAAAUCUGAGAAAGAUGUCAGCCAAAGGAAUUGUUGUACAUAAACUAUAAUAAGAAUAAAUAGAAAGUUUCUAAAAUCAUCA
Messenger RNA from Ahaetulla prasina, 5102 nucleotides. It is a transcript of the gene GLIS3, whose product is annotated as GLIS family zinc finger 3. The record is from RefSeq and is a predicted model, not a curated record. Gene Ontology annotation, biological process: regulation of transcription by RNA polymerase II. The transcript has 12 exons. Gene Ontology annotation, molecular function: RNA polymerase II cis-regulatory region sequence-specific DNA binding; DNA-binding transcription factor activity, RNA polymerase II-specific. NCBI's taxonomy places the organism in Eukaryota, Metazoa, Chordata, Lepidosauria, Squamata, Colubridae. The coding region runs from base 578 to 3295 and encodes 905 amino acids. Gene Ontology annotation, cellular component: nucleus.